Molecule: messenger RNA, 666 nt
Organism: Capra hircus (goat)
Lineage: Eukaryota; Metazoa; Chordata; Mammalia; Artiodactyla; Bovidae
Product: CUB and sushi domain-containing protein 3-like
Exons: 7
Coding region: 1-666 (221 amino acids)
Source: RefSeq, a predicted model, not a curated record
AUGAAGAUAAAUGAGGGAGGUAUUAAGACAGCUUCCAAUUUAUGCCCAGAUCCAGGAGAACCAGAAAAUGGGAAGAGAGUUGGAUCAGAUUUUAGCCUUGGAUCAACUGUGCAGUUCUCUUGUGAUGAAGAUUAUGUCCUACAGGGUGCUAAGAGCAUCACCUGCCAACGGAUAGCUGAAGUUUUUGCUGCUUGGAGUGAUCACAGGCCUGUGUGUAAAGUGAAGACAUGUGGCUCUAAUCUUCAAGGACCAAGUGGAACAUUUACCUCUCCCAACUUUCCAUUCCAGUAUGACAGCAAUGCACAAUGUGUCUGGGUCAUCACAGCAGUGAAUACAAAUAAGGUUAUCCAGAUAAAUUUUGAAGAAUUCGAUCUGGAAAUUGGCUAUGAUACCUUGACAAUUGGUGAUGGGGGUGAAGUUGGAGACCCAAGGACAGUGCUCCAAGUGCUGACUGGAAGCUUUGUGCCAGACCUGAUAGUAAGCAUGAGUAGCCAAAUGUGGCUGCACCUUCAAACAGAUGAAAGUGUUGGAUCUGUUGGCUUCAAGGUUAACUACAAAGCAAAGAAUACAGGUUUCAAAGUUGAUGAACAGUUUAGAGCAGCAGGAGAGUGCCAUCGAUAUUUCAGCAGUCUCCACUGCAGUUCACGAACUGGAAGUACAUUGUAA